AUGGAAGAGAAAGCGUCUCUCCAGCAAUUAAAUUCACGCCUGGAAAUGUAUGUACUGGGUGUAAAUGAGCUAGAAGGAGCAAAACAUGCAGCAGAACGCGAGUUAGAGACGAUUAAACAACGUAUGCAACAAGAUUUGGAGCGUGUACGGUCUCGAUUGACUAAAGAACUGGAAGAAACACGCAAGAAAUUGGACGAUGAAAUGGACCAGAAUGCUCGAUUGCAGACACUGGAGCAGGAACAACACAAGGAGCUUGUGAAAUUACGUGCACAACAGGCAGAAUUAGGAGAAAUGAAGGUCUUGGUCGAUACUUUGAGGGUGCAGCUUGAUAGGGAGAAGACAAAUGCCGAAUCAGCAAAGGAGACACUAUCGGAACAAACGGUGCAGUUAAAUUUGGCACGAGGUCGAGUGAAAUUGCUAGAGCGUGAUAUGCGCCGUCAGUCAGCGGUGUUGAAUGAUGCUACCCAGGAAUUAGAAGAGCUGAGGAAAAAAAGUGUCGACUUUGACCUGACGAGAGAUGCAGAAAUCACGAAAUUGCGCCGAGAGUGGACGGCAAAACAAAUGGAGACACAAGCUCAAUGGAAGAAAGAUACAGAAGAUCGAUUGCAUACGAUGGAAAUGGAAGUGCGUAGCCACUUUGAGACGGUUGUGAGUAGUUUGGAAAACCAAUUAGAUGACGUUAAAGCAGAGCUAGAAAGUACGAAGCAGGAAUUGGACCGGACAGCAAAUGAUUAUGAAGAAAGUCUUAAGGCACGUCAGAUGCUUACCGAAAAGGUGGCGCAGCUUGAGCGUGAUUACCGUGAAGCGAGGACAAAGUCGACGAAGGACCGUAAAGCGUAUGAAGAAACGCUAGAGCGGUUCAGAGCAUCGAAGGUUGCUAAAGAACGCGAGUUUAAUGAUUUGAUGGAUGUCAAAAUUGCUUUGGACGCUGAAAUCAUGAAGUACCGUCGUAUUCUGGAUCGCGAGGAGAGUCGUGUUGGUGUCGCGACGCCAAAUACGAAGGGCCGCAAGCGAAAGAGUGAGAGUACGAACGGUACUGUGUCAAAGCGGGCAAAGCGCGCGAUUUUUGGAUCCGAUCAUCUGUCGUCAUCGGUGUCACCGGUUGAGAUAGCUUCGUUGAAUUUGGAAAAGGACCGCAUUGUGCUAAAGAACACUAGCGGUGAGCCGGUACCUCUUGGUGGCUGGGUCGUCCGUGGACAGAUGGACCAAACUUUUCGAUUUCCAGCAACCUACGUGAUGCGUCCACAUUCCACGCUAACUGUGCACUCUAGCAAGAGAAACCAGAACGCAAAGAACGAGCGCAAGAAAGGUGAAGACUCGUUUUUGGCCAACAAGUUUUCACUAAACCAGACGGGUGAUUUUGUUGUCUUGAUGACGUCGGAUGAUAUUCCUGUAAGCAUGAAGAGCGAAGGAUUACCUGAAGAGGAGGUGCGCGCGAUUGAGGCGGACCUUCGUGCAGAUUUUAUAAACGACGAAGCUCCUCCUUCUGAAAGUUGCAGCAUGAUGUAA
Molecule: messenger RNA, 1509 nt
Organism: Peronospora belbahrii
Lineage: Eukaryota; Oomycota; Peronosporomycetes; Peronosporales; Peronosporaceae
Source: the annotation of a GenBank genome assembly